Paramisgurnus dabryanus is the source of this 2509-nucleotide messenger RNA. The record is from RefSeq and is a predicted model, not a curated record. NCBI's taxonomy places the organism in Eukaryota, Metazoa, Chordata, Actinopteri, Cypriniformes, Cobitidae.
UGACUUUGUAUGUAAUCUACUUGCGCAAAUUGUUGAACUUGUGUCUGGUGUGAACCCACAGUACCAUGAUGCCUCGCGUUUGGUGUGUACAUAGCAUUAGAGAAUUCUUUCCUUCCUUGACCUAAGCAGCUGCACUCUCCAUCUCCUCAAGGGGUGUUUUUCCCCAGGCUGUCUUCCUGGUGUAUUGACUAGGCAUAAUGGUUUUUCUGCAAUGUUUAUAACAUUAAAAAUAAAACAUAUGUAAUGUAAUAUUACAUUAAAAUAUGUUUUAGACUAAACUGAACUUGUGCCUCAUGUCUCACUUUACCCCACAUCAUUUGUCUCACUUUACCCCACCACCACAUUUUGGAAAAAAACUCUCUCUCUUGGAAAUUCAGGCUAAUCUUCAGCUAGCAUCAACACAAGGUUUUAUAUGUUGGUAGUUCAUAAACAUGUGUGAUAUAAGUUUUUCUACCUGAAUCAAUUUGCUUUGGCACAACAGUUGAUUAAGUUGACAGCAAGAAAAUUUACUUUUACAAGCAAAAAAUAUAUUUUUGUGAAAAAAACAUGUCAACCACAGCAGCAUGAGGUCCUGUCCUUCAUGGCCAAGGGGAAAUUUGAGGGGCUUAAAAACAUAAUGGUCAUAGGACCACAAAUGUGUUCAGUUGCCUAGAUACAGGGGGUGUCUCACUUUACCCGAUGUCUCACUUUACCCCACUCUCCCCUACUUGGUAUAGACCUUUCUCACAACUUCCGUAUUUAUGACCGGAAAUACGCAAUCGUCGCGGAAAUGUACUUCCUCCGCAGUCAAGGCAAUGUAAAAAGCCGUAUCUGUUCCAUCAAUUCCCUGUUGAUGGUGUAGUUUGACAGAAGUGGAUUCAGGCUAUUCGGCAAGACUUAUAAUGUGUCGUUUUAGUUAACAGUUCAGUAACAGUUAGACUCGCUCUCUACUUACCUAGAAAUUUAUGGACAAAUUCUUCAUGGAAAAAGUUUUCCUCCAUUAGUCGUGUCACAUCAGCAAAUGUAAUAUUUGGCAAAUCCAUAAACGAAGUUGUGUAGACUUUUUGAUCCAUUUUAAACUUGCCCGGGUUUAUGUUUUUCUAGUGUGUUGACGCUUGACAGGAACUCCGCUUAAACGACGAUUACGUAUUUCCGGUUACUAUGAGAAAGGUCUAUUGAGAAACGACCAGUGUCUUCAAAAACAACAAAUAAACCGCAUCCCCCUUUAAGAUGACGCUACUUCCGGUUUUAUGCAGUUUGUCUUUACGGUGCUAUUCUGCUCUUGAGAAGUCAUGCGGAUAAUGCUCUGAUCAUAAAUACCCGUGUUAUCAAAAACAACAACGUUUGUACCACAUCCUGAUUUCGGUUGACAUGAGUCAUAUAUAGGAUUUUAAAUAAUUUAUCCUGAUUCCAGCAGAAUGAUGAAGAGUCAUCAUGGAUCUGAAGGUAACGCAAGCAUAUUGAUAUCCUGCAUCUAAAUCCUUUUGCCGUGAGGCAAACCCAAGCGAAAAAGGAGCAAAUAUGCAUUGCCGAAGUCAGCUUGAAAGGGACUGCAGCUGGUAGAAGAUAUCAGGAAAAGGGUGUAUGUAAUGCUUUUGCCAUGGAUGACUUUACUACACGCACCUAUGGCACCAGUGGUAUGGAUAACAGGCCUUUAUUUGGCGAGACAUCAGCCAGGGAUAGAAUCAUCAAUUUAGUAAUCGGUGGACUAACAUCUUUACUCGUUCUUGUGACCAUUAUUAGCUCAUUUGUCUUCCCUUCGCUGCCUCCCAAGCCAUUAAAUAUUUUCUUUGCCACCUGUAUCAUAUUAGUCUGCGGGUCAGUGUUGGUUUUGAUAUACUGGUAUAGACAGGGAGAUUUGGAACCCAAGUUUCGCAACCUAAUCUACUAUAUGCUGUGCUCCAUCGUUCUGUUGUGCAUCUGUGCCAACUUGUACUUUCAUGACGUGGGCUGUGACAAACAGAGCAAUGCCUUAUAAAACUGUUACCAUGGGAACCAUCCCAUUUACAGGAAUGUUCAUUCAUUAUGUGGGAUCCUCGCAUAUCCUCACAUGAGUUUUUGAAUCAGGAGAAUUCAUUUCCUACAAGCCCUUUUUUUGGGCUGGGCCAAUCUGCCGUUUGGGAGCCAUGUCAGUGGACUAAACAUAUUAUAGAUGCAAAUAUGUUAAUGAUCAGUAGCACUCUGGGAUGUCAUGCACACUUUUUGUACCCUAAAUGCUGUAUACAGCUUACAGAUAUAUAUGCCAAUGUGAUUACAAGAUCUAUUGAAAUAAGUCAUGGAAGUGUAACACAUAUUGUUUAUAUAUUUGUUUGUGGCCCACCUGUCGAACAUUCCUGAUUGAGAUAUUUCCUUAUUUUGUAUUUAAAUUAUUAGAAAAGCAAUCAGUGCACUUGAUUAAAGGCAUAAAGUCAUUGUAAAUGACUGUUCCUUUUUUUCUUUUUUUUUUGAUAUAGUAGAAGACCUUUAAAUUAAGGUAAUCUGCAAUUCAUAAUUUGUAUUUUAUGUAAUGAAUAAAUACAUAAUCACAAUG